CAGGUGGAGAGGACCUCUGCUCUGGAGCAAAGCUGAGCUGGAAGCAGCCUCAGACAGGCAGACUCUCUGGAGAAGUGAGAAGAUCGAGUCAGAAGGACAUGGAACUGUCAGAUCCUCCUGUAGACACAAAAUCAGGGUGAGGUUGGUCCCAAUGGACAGAAAUGGAAUGGCGCCCCCAGAGGCGGAGAGAGGUGUGUGGAAACUGAGGCAGAGGAGACACAAGGACAUUUACUCCGUGUGUGUGCAGCAUGCUGACAGAAAUCAACUAGAUGUCAUCCGUGGGCAAGAUGACAGCGGGCGGUUUUUCUUCUUUAGUUCUUAUUGUUUCCAGUGAAGACCACAGGUGACUUGAAAAUCAGAAUGGGACAUUAAUACUAUCAGGUUAAAGUCAAGAGCAAAGGCGAGACCUCCUGGGAAGGAUGCUGUCAUCAUGGCCACAUGCAGUCACAGAGAAAGCAGAUGACCAUCACACUGGCCUCCUGGGGACACACCCGACAGCCCGGAAUGAGGCUCCAAUUAGAGGGGCUGAAACAAAACAGGAAGUCAAAUUCAGAAAACAAAAGUGGAUGCUUAGCUGAGGCAGUAGGAAGUCAUUGGAAGGAGAAAAACCAGGCGUCUGGAUAAACAGGAACAGUCACAAGGAAGUGACUACGUGACCUGUGCAGCCACUAGAGUGGUAUAAAAAGGGCCGGGCUCAGGAGGCUCCACACUGCACUCCUCCCUCUCUCUCCACCUGCUCCUCGGACCCCUCCAUCCUCCAAACAGAACCAUGAGCUGCUGUGACUGCUCCGGAGGCUGUGGCUCCUGUGGGGGCUGUGGCUCCAGUGGCUGUGUGCCCGUGUGCUGCUGUGUGCCAGCCUGUGCCUGCCCCAGCUGUGGCUCCUGUGGGGGCUCCAAGGGGGGCUGUGGUUCCUGUGGGGGCUCCUGUGGGGGCUGUGGUUCCUGUGGAGGCUCCAAGGGAGGCUGUGGUUCCUGUGGAGGCGCCAAGGGAGGCUGUGGUUCCUGUGGGGGAUCCAAGGGAGGCUGUGGUUCCUGUGGAGGCUCCAAGGGAGGCUGUGGUUCCUGUGGAGGCUGUGGUUCCUGUGGAGGCUCCAAGGGAGGCUGUGGUUCCUGUGGGGGCUCCAAGGGGGGCUGUGGUUCCUGUGGAGGCUGUGGUUCCUGUGGGGGAUCCAAGGGAGGCUGUGGCUCCUGUGGAGGCUGUGGUUCCUGUGGAGGCUCCAAGGGAGGCUGUGGUUCCUGUGGGGGCUCCUGUGGGGGUUGUGGCUCCUGUGGAGGCUCCAAGGGGGGCUGUGGUUCCUGUGGGGGCUCCAAGGGAGGCUGUGGCUCCAGUGGCUGUGUGCCUGUGUGCUGCUGUGUGCCAGCCUGUCCCUGCUCCAGCUGUGGCUCCUGUGGGGGCUGCCAGUCCAGCUGCUGCAAGCCCUGUUGCUCCCAGUCCAGCUGCUGUGUCCCUGUGUGCUGCCAGUCCAGCUGCUGCAAGCCCUGCUGCUGCCAGUCCAGCUGCUGUGUCCCUGUGUGCUGUCAGUCCAGCUGCUGCAAGCCCUGCUGCUCCCAGUCCAGCUGCUGUGUCCCUGUGUGCUGCCAGUCCAGCUGUUGCAAGCCCUGCUGCUCCCAGUCCAGCUGCUGUGUCCCUGUGUGCUGUCAGUGCAAGAUCUAAAGCUUUUUCAGGUCUUCAGGUUUCUCAGUAUUUGUGACAAUCCUUUCUUGGUGUCCCACUGAAC
Castor canadensis (American beaver) is the source of this 1718-nucleotide messenger RNA. Lineage: Eukaryota; Metazoa; Chordata; Mammalia; Rodentia; Castoridae. The record is from RefSeq and is a predicted model, not a curated record.